GGCAAUUUCAUUUAAUGCCGUUAAUUAUUCAAGCUUCAAAAGAAUGUUGGACUUGGUUGGCCAAUAUGGCAUAGGUCUAAAAGGACCUAGUUAUCAUGAGGUGCAGGUUCCUUUUCUAAAAAAAGGUUGAUAGUGUGACAAAUGAUUACAUUAAGUCGUGUGAAACAGAAUAGGCCAAGUAUGGUUGUAGUUUGAUGGCAGAUGGGUGGACAGACAAAAGGCAGAGAACAUUGAUUAAUUUUUUAGUGAAUUCUCCUAAAGGUUCAAUUUUCAUCAAAUCAGUUGAUGCUUCUGAUUAUGCAAAGACUGGAGAGAAAAUAUUUCAGUUGCUUGAUCGAUUUGUGGAGCGUGUAGGAGAAGUAAAUGUUGUUCAAGUUGUUACAGAUAGUGCAAGUAACAAUGUGCUUGCUGGAAAAUUAUUAGAAGCAAAAAGGCCACACUUGUAUUGGACUCCUUGUGUUGCUCACUGCGUUGACUUGAUCUUAGAAGAUAUAGGGAAAUUGCCUGAUUUUAAAGCAACAUUGAAGAAGGCAAUGAGUGUGAAUGCUUACAUUUAUGUUCGCCCCGGCAUGGUAAAUAUGUUGAGGCAAUUCACAAGACAAAAAGAGCUUUGUCGGGCAGGUGUCACAAGAUUUGCUACAGCUUUUCUUACUCUUGAAAGGAUGCACCUACAGAAGUAAAAUUUAAGAAAAAUGUUCAUUUCAAAAGAUUGGAUAGAGAGUAAAUGGGAAAAAGAAGCGGCGGGGAAGAAGGUAGCUAAAAUUAUCAUGACACUUAGAUUUUGGAGUAGUAUUGUGCAUAUUUUAAAUAUAUAUGGCCCUUUAGUUCGUGUUCUGAGACUGGUUGAUGGCGAAAGAAAACUUGCAAUGGGCUAUGUUUAUGAGGCUAUGGAUAGGGCAAAAGAAACAAUUAUGAAGGCCUUCAAGGAGAAAGAAGAGAAAUACAAAGAAGUGUUUGAGAUCAUUGAUGCGAGAUGGGAAUGUCAACUUCAUCGACCUCUGCAUACUGCAGGACAUUAUUUGAAUCCAGAAUAUUUUUAUUCAUACACAGAUUCAAAUAUCUGUGGAGAAGUGGUGAAUGGUUUGUUUGAAACUAUGGAGAGAUUGGUUUCAAGCGCUGCCAAGCAAGAUAAAAUCACUACCCAGCUCUCUAUAUAUCGAAAGGCAGAAGGGCUAUUUGGGAGGAAUGUAGCAAUUAGACAUAGAAGAAUAUUAUCUCCAGCAGAAUGGUGGGAAUGCUAUGGAGCAAAUACCCCAGAAUUGCAAAAAUUUACUAUUAAAGUGCUUAGCCUCACUUGUAGUGCUUCUGGUUGUGAGCGCAAUUGGAGUGUAUUUGAGCAGGUAUGUAAUAAAUAUAAAUGUUUGAUACUAUUAGUAUGCUACUUUUAUAAGUAGAAAAUAUUCUUUGAUAUUUUAUUAUACUUAUUGUGAUUUUUGACAUUUUGUUGAUUCACAGCAAAAAAAGAAAUAGGCUAGCUCAGUAACGCUUAAAUGAUUUGGUAUUUGUGAAAUACAAUCGUGCCUUAAAGCUUCGGUACGAUGCACGUGAUAAGAUUGACCCCAUCUCUUUGACAGAUAUUGAUGAUAGUAAUGAAUGGUUGAUGGGUAGAAUGGAUGGAGAAAGUGAUAAUGAAGAAGAUGAGUUGGUUUUUGAAGGUGAUGACUUGACAUGGGAUGUCGUUGCUAGGGCUAGUGGAGCUGAAGAGCCUAAAUAUUGUACUAGAGGAAAAAAUAUUACAUCCAUGACCUCUAGUUCACAUGCUAGGCCUAAACAAGUCGAGAAGGGAAAUGCAUCUUCCUCUAUGAGACACUCAUCUCUAAGACUUAGAGAUGAAGAAGAAGAAGAAGAAAUUGAAUUUGAAGAAGAUGAAGAUAACGAAGAAGAGGAAUACAAUGAGGAUGAUCUUGAGCUUGAUGAUUAAUUUGACUUAUUACACUUGUUUUGAUGGACUUUGUUAGUUUAAAUUAGAAAGUUGAAACUUGAAAGUUUGAAACUUUUAUUAAUUUUAUCAUGGUGUUGUUUUACUUGUUAUAUUUGAUAUUGAUGUGUGUGGAAUAUUAAUAGUUAUCAUAUUUAACAUAGUAUAUGAGUGUGGCAAAAGGUUAGUAGUCAUCAACCUCAUGUUCAAGAGGCGCGCGCCUCGGGCGCGCCUCGCGCCUCGGGCGAGCGGUGCGCUUCGCGCCUCUAACAACACUGGAUGAAAGGCUAAAUGACACUGUUAGAAGUUCAUACUAUGUUGCUCCUGAAGGCCUACAUAGAUCAUACAACACUGAAGCAGAUAUGUGGAGCAUCGGUGCCAUAACUUACAUUGUACUAUGUGGAAGUAAGAUUUUGUGAAGAGGUUUUUGAACAAGGAUUACAGGAAAAGGAUGAUAGCUGUUCAGGUUUUAAGUAAGUUGUUAAACUGUUGUUUACUCAAAUUUCAUGUUAUCAAUUAUAAAAAUACAUGAGAUUCAUGAAAUUACUAGAUGAUAUUUAAAUCUUCUAUUCUCUAAAUUAUUUAAACGACUUUUUUACUAGAUAUUUUUGUGAUGCUUUUCAUUUGAUAGCAAAUAUACGUUUCUUUUGUUAGCAUUUCGAGCCGCAAAACUCAUUUUUUGUGUUGCGGAAACCCCGAAACUAGCCACGGAUCCAUGCGAAAAUAUAUAAAAUAAUCUUGUACAUGUUUGUCUACACUAGAU
Molecule: messenger RNA, 2681 nt
Organism: Zingiber officinale
Lineage: Eukaryota; Viridiplantae; Streptophyta; Magnoliopsida; Zingiberales; Zingiberaceae
Exons: 2
Coding region: 195-680 (161 amino acids)
Source: RefSeq, a predicted model, not a curated record